CAGAAGUUGAAAGUCCGCUUCGGUUUGUCUUAUUUUCUGCAUUUUCGCGCUGUUUUCUCGGUCUCUGCGGGCAGCUGCGCGGUAUGAAAGCCGACCUUCCUUUCUCCUCUCGCCGGUCUCCCGUGCUGUGCUUGCACGGCUGCGUGGCGUCCAGUCAACCGCUGGCCUCAGCCGUGGGUCUGGAUGUCCUGAAGCGUGGCGGGAAUGCUGCAGAUGCGGCCGUUGCCAUGGCAGCGGCUCUGGCGGUAACGGAGCCGUGCAGCACUGGACUCGGCGGCGAUGCCUUCUGCUUGUUCUACGAUGGGAAAACUGGAGAAAUCCGGGGGAUUAAUGGCAGUGGUCGUUCACCUCGAACUUUGACCCUAGACUUUCUGGAAGGACUCGGCUACUCAGCAGAAGCUCCUCCUUCGGUGUUUGAUGCUUUAAAUGUGACUGUCCCUGGAGCUCCUGCCCUCUGGUGCGACACAGUCCAGUUGUUUGGAAGCCAAAAGCUGUCCUUGCAGGAGGUUUUGAGUGGAGCGGCGACCCUGGCAGAAGAGGGCUUUCCGGUUGCCGGGGUUAGGGUUAGGUCCAGGCACCACUGGAAAAAGUGGGCGGCGGCUUUGGGCGAGUCGGGGAAGGAGCUAGGGGCGGACCUGCUGAUCGGCGGCCGUCCACCCAAACACGGAGAAGUGUUUAAAAACACUGCGAUGGCUCAAACCAUGAAGGAGCUCGGUGAACAAGGCAAACCGGGUUUCUACCAGGGCCGAGUGGCUCAAGCUAUUGUUGAUGUCAUCAGCCAGAACGGAGGGGUCAUGACCCUGGAGGACCUCAGCAGCCACGACAGCGAGGUCGUCAGCCCCAUUAGCACAGAUUACAAGGGCGUGCGUCUGUGGGAGCUUCCUCCCAACGGUCAGGGCCUGGUCGCUCUGCUGCUCCUCAACAUCCUGGAGAACUUUCCUCUGCUCAAAGCUGGAGGCCACAACAGCUCAGACUACAUCCAUGUGUUGGUGGAGGCCGUGCGUUUGGCGCAGACGGAUGCCUUCUGUUACCUUGGCGACGCCGCCCAUGUGACCGUCCCUACAGAAAGCUUACUGGCGAAAAGCUACAGCCAGCAGCGGGCGCGGCACAUCAGCAUGGACAGGGUGAUGGCGCGAGUGGAACCAGGUCUGCUGACAGGAAGUGACACGGUCUACUUCUGUGUGAUUGACAGUCAGAGGAACGCUUGUUCAUUUGUCAACAGCACCUACAUGGGGUUUGGGACCGGCCUGGUCCCGAAGGACUGCGGCUUCUCGCUACAGAACCGAGGUGCCAACUUUUCCCUGCAGCGCGGCCAUGUUAACUGUGUUGCUGGAGGGAAGCGGCCGUAUCACACCAUAAUACCUGCCCUCCUCACCGACUCAGAAAAACCCCAACUACUCGCUGCCCUGGGGGUUAUGGGGGCUUUUAUGCAACCUCAAGGACACAUCCAGGUCCUGCUGAACAUGGUCGAGUUUGGGAUGGACCCUCAGCAGGCUUUGGAUGCACCGAGAGUCUUUGUGGAGUACGAUAACAAAACUGGUCAGUGGUUAGUUAAUUUGGAGGAAGGGAUCGACCAGGAAGUGGCUGAGGAGCUGAAAAGAAGAGGCCACAGAGUCAACUGGCCUGUUACAGGCCACCAGAGGGCUCAGUUUGGGCGUGGACAGAUAAUCACUGUGGGUGAUUGGUGGAGUCACUCCGUCCCUCAAACCGGCUCCCCACCCAGGGUGCUGUGGGCAGGAUCAGACCCCAGAGCAGAUGGAUGUGCUCAGGGAUACUAAUAUCAGAAAGACCAAAAUAUUGAGAAUCAUUUCACUGCUAAUUAAUACAAACGAAAUGUGUUUUUCAUGAUGAUUUUGGUUUAAUUCCCUCUUUUUUUAAUAGCACUCUUGUUUACUUUAGUUUUAUGAUUCAACCAAAUGAUUUUAAUGCUGGUUAAUAUUUGACCAACAGCUGGGUUUGUAUCAGACAUCACAUGGCACCUGCAUGAGGUGCUUUAUUUCCUGAUAUCAGUAUUCAUGAGUUUGUUCUGCAAAUGUUCAAAGUUCACUGACAAUUACUGGAUGCAAUCAGCAGAAGCAGAUCUGCACAGUAACCAAGGGAUAUUCUCAAUAUUUCUCUGAAAGAAAACCUGGUGAUUGAACCACUGAUACCACAAAUUGUUGGACUCAUCAAGAAAUAAAAUAAAUAAUAAUAUGAAAGUGCUUUUUCAUGCUCUGUAUGCAAGUCCUUGUGAUUGUCAGUUUAUUUUUUUAAGGAUUUUUCUUUUACAAGGAUCUUUUCUGUCUGCAAUGGCGACCCCAUAGGGGGGAAACGGGUGCCAUGGUACCCCAUAGAAAAAUGUUGGCCACCCAGAGAAUCAUGUUCAGGUCAUAGAAAGCCUUACAUAGUCAUCUUCUUCAGUCAGGAGCUAAAUGUAAAACACAAUAAAUACAUUUAUAAAAUUUUGCAAACUUCAAAUUACACAAUUCUAAAUUUUAUUAAAAUUGGAAAUUAAUAGAUAAAAAUAUAAAAAAUAUAUAGGGGAGGCCAGAGGGCAGCUAUAAAAAAUCUAUAUAAAAAAAAAAAAAAAAUUAUUUUCGAAUUUUUGAAGAAUUUUUUUUAUUGGCCCGAGCUAACCUCCCUUAUGAUAACUUUUUUGGGAGAAAACACCGUUGGUUGCAUUAGUUUUAAAUUCUAAAUCUAAGAUUAUUUGUCAGUGCAUUAUUAUUAUUCAUCUAUAGAAACUUAUGUUAAACUUGUUUAGAAAUGCCAAAUAAAUUAAAGUGUACACUUGUGUAAAUCUUCUUUUGCUACCAGAAUCUUUAUCUGAACUUUAUGCAGCUCGCAAUAAGGUGUACCUGAGUUGAAAAUGAUUAAUACUGCCUUUAUAAAAGGGCGUUUUGCUUCCCCAAAAGAAGAAAAACAUUCGGAAUAUUGUGUUUUCAGUUUGUUUUUUUAGAGUAAAACAUCCAAUAUAACAGUUAUUUUGGCUUCAGGGAAACUAAUAAAUUAAAUAAAAUCACCACUGCAGUUUUAUGUCAUUCCACUUCCUUAAUUAGGAAGCUGACAGCAGAUGUAAACAAAAUAAAUAAAUACAUUUGCUUAACUUGUGUGAAAAAGAUGCAAAUUGAUAACCACGUACACCCAGUAUAAUAUGAAGCCACAGUUUAAUAAAAAAAUAACAAAAAUAGAUAUGACACUAAUUAAAAUUAACUAAAUAAGACUUAAUUAAAAAUAAAUGUGUUAAAAUAUACUGUUUGUAACUUUAGAAAAUUCAUAUUGUUUUGUUUGUUUUAACUUUUUUUAAUCGCUGUGAACCAGUUGGAGUGACCCAACAACCGACACGAAGCAGGCAGAUAUUUUUUAAAGUGGAAUUUGAUUAAAUAACCAAAGUGAAUCAAAUUUACUUACUGUAGGUGACAAAGAGAGACAAAAAGCACUCCAUGUAUGUAAACAUCUAAAUAAUCUUCAUUAAUUAUGUAAUUUUCCUGUUGGCGCUGGAUUGUUUCACACAGUCCCUACUUGAGCAUAAAAUCUCCCCCAUGUUGGACUUUGUUGCAGCGGUAAUCUCCUUACAGUUCCAAACCCAACCUGGUACGAUCCGUUUACUCUGUUAACAACCCACCGACAUAAUCCAGGCAACAUAAUCUGCCUGAAACGGCUCUUAAUCGAGCGUCCCUUACGUUCAGCUUCAGUUAAAUGGACAUUAAAUGAUGAGUCUGUGAAAUAUAAAUGUUUACAUCUUUAAUCGCUAUUGAUGUUCAACACAUUAAACUUCUUCCUACCUGCUUGGAAGAAAUACCUUAAACCUUAUUGUUUCUUUUUGCUUUAAUUCACAUACACACACGCAGUCAUGUUUUCACAUCUUCUGGGGACUUUACAUUGACUUCCAUUCAUUUUCUACAGCCUAACUCUAACCAUCACAUACCUAGCCUUUACCAUAACUAACCUAACCAUCACAUACCUAGCCUUUACCAUAACUAACCUAACCAUCACAUACCUAGCCUUUACUAUAACUAACCAUCACAUACCUAGCCUUUACCAUAACUAACCAUCACAUACCUGGCCCCAAACCCAAAAACAGCAUUUCCCCUCAUGAGGAUCAAGAAAUGUCCCCAUAGGGAACAGCGGUCCCCACAACCCCACAAUGUGGACAGAAAUAGGUCCCCACAAGGAUAUAAAAACCAGGUUCUCACACACACACACACACACACAUACAUGUAAUCUAAAUAUUACAAUGACGUAUUAGGGCCAUGCUGAUAAAAUAAAAAGAUAAAAUUAUGAGAAUAAAGUAAAAAUUACUACAAUAAAGUUCUAAUAUUAUCAAGUUGUAGUUUUAUGAGAAUAAAGUUGAAAUAAUAAGAAUGAAGUCAUAAAAUUAUUAGAAUAAAUUCAAAAUAAUAUGAGAAUAAAGUCAAAAUUCGGAAGAAAAAGUUAUAUUACGAGGAUAAAGUCGUAGUUUUACGAGAAUAGUCUUAAUAUUAUAUUAAAUACUAUUUAAAUUAUUUCGACUAUUUUUGUACGACCAUUCUUGACUUUAUUCUCAUAUUAUUUCAACUUUAUCCUCAUGUUAUUUUGACUUUAUUUUUAUUUUUUCCUUUGUGUAGCCCAAACAAUCCAUCAUAAAUCCUGUUUUCUGUGAACAAUUUAAAUGAUAAAGUCAUAAUAUUACAAGAAUAAAAUAGUAGCAUUGCAACUUUAUUCUAA
This is a messenger RNA of Gambusia affinis (western mosquitofish), 4686 nucleotides long. Its product is annotated as glutathione hydrolase-like YwrD proenzyme. NCBI's taxonomy places the organism in Eukaryota, Metazoa, Chordata, Actinopteri, Cyprinodontiformes, Poeciliidae. The record is from RefSeq and is a predicted model, not a curated record.